Coniophora puteana RWD-64-598 SS2 is the source of this 1149-nucleotide messenger RNA. RefSeq lists its product as uncharacterized. The transcript has 2 exons. Gene Ontology annotation, biological process: mitochondrial outer membrane translocase complex assembly; protein insertion into mitochondrial outer membrane. The record is from RefSeq and is a predicted model, not a curated record. The coding region runs from base 7 to 1050 and encodes 347 amino acids. Lineage: Eukaryota; Fungi; Basidiomycota; Agaricomycetes; Boletales; Coniophoraceae. Gene Ontology annotation, cellular component: mitochondrial outer membrane.
CCGACGAUGAGUAACAACAGCCCACUGCACACCUCAGAGGAGGCUCUUCUUCAGUCAGCACUCAACUCGGCGUUCGAGCCAACUUCUAUACCUCGCUCUCCUGCUGCUUCUUCACCUGCAUCUCUCGGAGCACCCGGCCUACCUGCUGAAGCUCCGCCGCCAGAUCCAACUCCUCCCUCAGAUAUAUCUGCUUCAGAGCUAGACGCAUGGAAGGAGUCUUAUGAGCACCAGCUCGCGGAAUGGAAGAAGGAGAAUGCUGCUGCCCGGGAGAAGGCGGAGAAUAACCGGCGGCGUUAUGAGGAGCAACGCGCCAAGGAGCGUGCUGAGCGUCGUGCGCGGGGGGAGGCCGAGCUCGAGUCCUGGGAGCACCUCGGCACCCAUAUCACAUCCAGCAUCGUUGAUGCCUCGCACCGCCCCACGCUAUCCGUCUCCGAAGCAUACACGCCCAACGCGGCGCGCCAUCUGGCCAGCGUUUCGCACAACUUAGGUGCUGUGGCCGGUUCCAGCAAGGCGUCAGACUCCGCAACUGCGUCCGUACCAUCAGUCAACGUGAUAGAUGCGUCUGGCUCGUCCGCAAGCGUCCCCGAAGCGUCUCCCUCCGACGCGCGCGACCUCGUGUUCGGCGAACCACAACACUCGUUGCCACCACAUGGUGGCCAUGUCAAGGUCCCUAGCUCGCCCUCACAGAAGUGGGAUACCCUAUCCGACCCCAUGACCUCGUCCUACCCGUCCCUCUCGUAUCCUCAAUCAACCGCGCCAGGCUCCCCACAACAGCGGCCACAGGCCCCUUCAAUAGCCGAAGGCGAGCGGGGUGAGCCCAAGGAGCCUCCCUCGACAAUACCUUCCAUCCUCGAUACCGCUGUCUCGAAGAAGACGCGCGGGUACAUCAUCAUGUCCUCCAUCGCCAUCAACCUCUUCCUUCCCUUCCUAAACGGCGUCAUGCUCGGCUUUGGCGAGAUUUUCGCGAAGAACGUGCUGGUAAACUGGAUAGGCUGGAAGAAAGCGAAGGGCAGUGCAUCGGUGGCUGGUGGCGUGGGUAUGCGCAAGUGACGAUAUUAUAUCUUUAUGCUCGCAGCGGUGCUUAUUGUUGCAUGUACUUAUGAAUGACAUAGAGUCCUCUGCUUAAGCAGAAUGUUUUCAAGAUUUUCC